GCAGGCAGGGAUGUGCUGCACGCUCGGAGGAAGCGUGAGCAGCACUGCCCAGCGAGGGACAGCUGCUGCUGGCUGGGCACGCUGCGAUCACAGCUCUGGCAUGGGCACUGCUGUGGGACGGCGACCGGCCGGGAGGACGCGGACUCCAGGCUCUCCUGGCACCUACCUGGCCAUCGCUGCCCUCACAUGGGGCACGGUGCUGUGGGUGGAGGUGGGUGCCUGGACGUACCACUACAGUGACCAAGGGGACUACACGUGGGAGCAGGCCAGGAAUUACUGCCAGACCUUCUUUACCGACCUGGUGGCCAUCCAGAACCAGCAGGAGAUCGAGUACCUCAACAGGAGCCUGCCCUACCACAAGCACUAUUACUGGAUCGGCAUCCGCAAGCUGCGCGGCACCUGGACCUGGGUGGGCACCAGGAAGGCGCUGACCAAGGAGGCGGAGAACUGGGCCCUGGGGGAGCCCAACAACCGCCGCUCCAACCAGGACUGCGUGGAGAUCUACAUCCAGCGGCCACAGCAGGCCGGCAAGUGGAACGAUGAGCCCUGCAGCCGCAAGAAAAAGGCGCUGUGCUACCGGGCCUCCUGCCAGCCCUUGCUGUGCAGCCAGCGCGGCGAGUGCGUGGAGACCAUCGGGAGCUACCGCUGCCAGUGCUACCCCGGCUUCCAGGGCCCCGAGUGCAUGGAUGCUGUGCAGUGUGCCGAGCUGGAGCCUCAGGGAGUGACCAUGAGCUGCAGCCAUCCCUUCGGAGACUUCAGCUACAACUCCAGCUGCGAGUUUGGGUGCCCCGAGGGGUUUGAGCGGCGAGGGGCGGCCGUGCUGCGCUGCCUGCCUUCCCAGGAGUGGUCAGCAAACAUCCCCACCUGCACAGCCGUCACCUGCCCAGUGCUCAGAGCUCCAGACCGGGGAGAGCUGAACUGCUCCCACCUCCAUGGCAACUUCACCUUUGGCUCCACGUGUGCCUUCUCCUGCCAGGCAGGGUUUGUGCUGGUGGGUCAGGAGAGCCGUGAGUGCACAGCCACGGGGACCUGGACUGGGGACACCCCACACUGUGAAGCCACUGCCUGCCCAGUGCUCAGAGCACCAGAGCAGGGAGAGCUGAACUGCUCCCACCUCCAUGGCAACUUCACCUUUGGCUCCACGUGUGCCUUCUCCUGCCAGGCAGGGUUUGUGCUGGUGGGGUCAGAGAGCCGUGAGUGCACAGCCACGGGGACCUGGACUGGGGAUGAAACAAGAUGUGAAGCCACUGCCUGCCCAGUGCUCAGAGCUCCAGAGCAGGGAGAGCUGAACUGCUCCCACCUCCAUGGCAACUUCACCUUUGGCUCCACGUGUGCCUUCUCCUGCCAGACAGGGUUUGUGCUGAUGGGGCCAGAGAGCCGUGAGUGCACAGCCACGGGGACCUGGACUGGGGACACCCCUUACUGUGAAGCAAUCACGUGUCCAGUGCUCAGUGCUCCAGAAAAAGGAGAGCUGAACUGCUCCCACCUCCAUGGAGACUUCACCUUUGGCUCCACGUGUGCCUUCUCCUGCCUGACAGGGUUUGUGCUGGUGGGGUCAGAGAGCCGUGAGUGCACAGCCACGGGGACCUGGACUGGGGACACCCCACACUGUGAAGCCACUGCCUGCCCAGUGCUCAGAGCACCAGAGCAGGGAGAGCUGAACUGCUCCCACCUCCAUGGAGACUUCACCUUUGGCUCCACGUGUGCCUUCUCCUGCCAGGCAGGGUUUGUGCUGGUGGGGUCAGAGAGCCGUGAGUGCACAGCCAUGGGGACCUGGACUGGGAAUGAAACAAGAUGUGAAGCCACUGCCUGCCCGGUGCUCAGAGCUCCAGUCCAGGGAGAGCUGAACUGCUCCCACCUCCAUGGCAACUUCACCUUUGGCUCCACGUGUGCCUUCUCCUGCCAGGCAGGGUUUGUGCUGGUGGGGCCAGAGAGCCGUGAGUGCACAGCCACGGGGACCUGGACUGGGGACACCCCUCGCUGUGAAGCCAUUGCCUGCCCAGUGCUGAGAGCACCAGAGCAGGGAGAGCUGAACUGUUCCCACCUCCAUGGCAACUUCACCUUUGGCUCCACGUGUGCCUUCUCCUGCCAGGCAGGGUUUGUGCUGGUGGGGUCAGAGAGCCGUGAGUGCACAGCCACGGGGACCUGGACUGGGGACACCCCACACUGCAAAGCCAUCAGCUGCCCAGUGCUGGUCCCCCCCAGCAGAGCCCAGCUGAGCUGCUCUCACCUGCACGGGAACUUCUCCUACAACUCCACCUGCAGCUUUUCCUGCCAGGAGGGGUUUGUUCGGAUGGGAGCAGAGAUGCUCCGGUGUGAGGCCACGGGGAACUGGACCAGGGAUCCCCCUGUCUGUGCAGAGGAUGGUGCCGUCCUAAAGCAGGUCCUGGCUUACAGCAGCGGCUCAGCGCUGGCAGUAGCUGGUGUUGUGCUCUCUGGGGGGCUCAUUGCCCUCCUUGCCAGGAAGCUCAGUGAUAGAGAGGAGAAGAAGAAGCUCCUGAAACCCACCAGCGACCUGGGAGCGCCGGGCACCUUCACCAACACAGCAUAUGAUGCCAACCUGUGAGGUGAGGGCAGGUGGGACCCUCACAGCACCCUCUUCAAAAUUCACCCGGGGUGCUCCUGCGUGGGGCCAGCCCUCGGGACGGAUGUGGGUAACACCAGCUCCAUCUCUGCUGUGCUCCCAGGCUGCCUGAGUGAGAGCCACCGUGUGUCCCAGGGCCGCAGGAGCUGGAGCACAGAGGGGCUCCAUGCCCAUGCUGGCAGCCUGGCCCUGGGCAGUGCCACCCCGCUGUGUGCAGCAUCCCCUGGGCAGGGGAGCUGGGCAGUGCCACCAGGCUGUGUGCAGCAUCCCCUGGGCAGUGCCACCCCGCUGUGUGCAGCAUCCCCUGGGCAGGGGAGCUGCCUCCAGUGCGGGCAGCGGAGCCCCAGCGGGGCCAGGAGCAGCGUGCCGGGGCAGCACCCAGCCCUGGACACGCUCCCUCCGGGGAUCUGGACACUCCCGGAGCUCCACUCCUGCUCCCACCGGGAUCUGGACACUCCCGGAGCUCCUCUCCUGCUCCCACCGGGGAUCUGCACACUCACGGAGCUCCUCUCCUGCUCCCACCGGGAUCUGGACAUUCCCCGGAGCUCCAUUCCUGCUCCCACCGGGAUCUGCACACUCCCGGAGCUCCAUUUCUGUUCCCACCACUGAGCUGGUGUCAGCGGGCUGUGAAUAAACACCUCUGUCUAAGUAACGCGUCCUGUGUGCCUGGGCCGGGCUGGGGGGAAGCGUUCAUUAAAGAACCGACAGCAGCAGGGAAAUGAUUCUUGCCCCCGGACUGGCCCGGGUGAGGCCGCUUCUCCGGUGCUGUGUCCGGUCCGGGGCCCCUCGGCUCAGGAAGGGCGCUGAGGGGCUGGACAAUGUCCAGAGAAGGCCAUGAGGCUGGA
Molecule: messenger RNA, 3429 nt
Organism: Poecile atricapillus (Black-capped chickadee)
Lineage: Eukaryota; Metazoa; Chordata; Aves; Passeriformes; Paridae
Gene: SELP
Product: selectin P
Exons: 16
Coding region: 11-2566 (851 amino acids)
Biological process (GO): response to cytokine; leukocyte tethering or rolling; heterophilic cell-cell adhesion
Cellular component (GO): membrane; external side of plasma membrane
Molecular function (GO): sialic acid binding; calcium ion binding; oligosaccharide binding
Source: RefSeq, a predicted model, not a curated record